UAUAAAUCCAAGAUGGACGCCAGUUUGAAUCAGCUGAAGGCGCAGAUCAAUAAGAGUCUGGGUGAUGCCUCAGUGGUAGUCAAAGCGUCGUGUCUAUUGGUUUGUUUGCUGUAUUUGCUGACGUUUAUUCCGUCCUUUUGGUCAGCUUUGGCAGUGUGUCCUGGUUUUUUAAUUCCACCAAAUUUUAGAAUAUGGUCCCUCAUUACUGGAGGAUUCCUGGAGUAUAGAAUUUGGAAUGUUGCAAUAGAUGUACUUGUAUUGGUGUUAUGUGGCAAAUUUAUCGAACCGCUGUGGGGUGCCCUGGAGUUUCUAAAAUUUGUAAUCAUUCUUGAUGUUGGUACAUCUCUGGUUACAACUCUCUUGUGUUUGUUUAUCUACCUGGGAACAUUCAACACACAUAUUUGGUUUCUCCAGUUCAGUGGCAUGACAGGUAUCAUCUCUGGUCUUGUAGUUGCCUUCAAACAGAUUAAACCUGACGAAAACUUAUACAAUGGAUUGGUUAAUGUAAGAAUCAAGCAAAUACCAGGUAUUGUUGUACUGUCUUACACAAUAUUGUGCUUGGUUGGUAUUCUGCCUGUUAUUCAGUUGGCUUUAGUUGUGUCUGGGAUUCUGAUAGCUUGGGUGUAUCUUCGAUUCUACCAGCCAAGAGCAAGAGGGUCAAGGGGAGACCUAAGUGAAGACUUUUCUUGUGCAUCUUUCUUUCCAGAACAAAUCCAACAUCCCAUCCGUACAGUAUCCAAUUYGAUCUUUAACUUUAUGGUCAAGAUUGGAGCAUGUGCAAAGCCUGUCAGAACAUAUGAUGUUGGCGCUCCAUCUGCUAUCACCAUAAGUCUACCUGGGAUAGACCCUGCUGAUGCAGAGAGAAGAAGACAAAGAGCAUUAAAAGCCUUGAAUGAAAGACUCCAAAAACUCGAUCAGGCACAGGGCAGUUGGCCGUCAAUGGAAGACCAAGGAGAAAAAGACGAAAAUAUACCAUCUGAGGACACAACACUAGAUGAAACACCCACAGUGGUCAUAGACAAAGGCAAUCCAACUAACCCUGAGGGACACAGAAGUACAGCCAUCAUAGAAACAUAACUUACAUUACUGUCUCUAUACUUGUUUGUCYGUCUGUCCAUGAUAAGUCAGUCGGCCAUGCCUUUGUUGGACAUCGGCAAAUUGUUAUGGAAAAGAGUAUUUAUAUCUGAACACUAGAAUAUACUCUCUCUUUCUAUCUGUCUGUCCAUGAUAAGUCAGUCGGCCAUGCCUUCAUUGGACAUCGGCAGAUUGUUAUGGAAAAGAGUAUUUAUAUCUGAACGCUAGGAUUAACUCUCUUUUUUUAUCUGUCUGUCUGUCUAUGAUAAGUCAGUCGGCCAUGCCUUCGUUGGACAUCGGCAGAUUGUUAAGGAAAAGAGUAUUUAUAUCUGAACACCAGAAUAUACUCUCUCUUUCCAUCUGUCUGUCUGUCUGUCCAUGAUAAGUUAGUCGGCCACCCUUCAUUGGACAUUGGCAGAUUGUUAAGGAAAAGAGUAUUUAUAUUCCCUACUGUGCACUAGAACACUAGGAUGUAGCCUGCAAAUACAUGAUAACGUCACAGUGGGACUUUAAGGAAAGUGAAAGAAAUCGAAAAGGGACGUAAUGGUAGAACAUUUGGAUGACACCAAGUAAUCACAUUGAGUAUAACCAACUCAGACGACUCAAAAAGCUUUAAUCCCAAUACAGAAAUCAUCAACAAACGAACAGUAGCGCAUUUGCCCUGGCUAGAGAAGAAGUCUAGUGAUGACACACGUAUAAAGAGAAGAUACGUUCCCAUGAUUCCCUGCUCUCGGAGAGACUGCAAAUAGCAAGCUAUGGCUGAAUUUAACACAUUUAAGAAAAGUAAUUAUUCAAAGUUCUUGGAACACUUACAAGAAAUUUGAGUUCAAAAACCUCUAUUUAACGGCCACCCUUAGGCAAUUAUGAAUUGGCCGAUAAAUAGAGGUUAGUCGCCUAAUAGAGGUUAAAAUAGUGCAAAAACCCYCUUUGGGAAUUUGAUAACUGGCUGUAAAUAGCCUUACCACUUUAUGUAAGACUACAUGAAAUGGCACUAUUCCGUAAUAACGUUUAAGGUUAGUUUUUUGGGGGGUUAGGGUUAGGUUUCACGACGUUAUAAUCAAUAAUAAAUAAUUAAUAAUCCAAUAGUGCAAUUUUAUGUUGUCUUACAUGAAGUACAAACAGUAGAAGUCAAACUUCCCACUUUAGAAACGAGUUGAGGACUGGGAACGAGUUUUUAGAAUUAACCAGGUUAAAUAAACACCCUACCAAGAAAGAGUA
This is a messenger RNA of Actinia tenebrosa (Australian red waratah sea anemone), 2292 nucleotides long. RefSeq names its product transmembrane protein 115. The record is from RefSeq and is a predicted model, not a curated record. Gene Ontology annotation, cellular component: Golgi apparatus; membrane. Gene Ontology annotation, biological process: retrograde vesicle-mediated transport, Golgi to endoplasmic reticulum. NCBI's taxonomy places the organism in Eukaryota, Metazoa, Cnidaria, Anthozoa, Actiniaria, Actiniidae.